Mycotypha africana is the source of this 465-nucleotide messenger RNA. RefSeq names its product Bis-triphosphatase. Gene Ontology annotation, molecular function: catalytic activity. Bases 1 to 465 code for a protein of 154 amino acids. The transcript is spliced from 4 exons. Lineage: Eukaryota; Fungi; Mucoromycota; Mucoromycetes; Mucorales; Mycotyphaceae. The record is from RefSeq and is a predicted model, not a curated record.
AUGACAACUUUCAAGUUCGGCCCUCAUUUAAUACACGAGUCGCAAAUUUUCUUCAAAUCUAAGUUGACCGUGGGCAUUGUUAAUUUGAAACCAAUAGCAGCGGGACAUGUGCUCGUUGUGCCUAAAAGAAAUACACCGCGUUUAGGUGAUUUGAGUACAGAAGAAACAGUGGAUUUAAUGCUAUCAGCUCGAAAAAUAGGCAACGUCGUUGAAAACCACUACAACUGUACCUCUCUUACUAUGACAAUACAGGACGGACCACAAGCAGGGCAAACGGUCCCACAUGUUCAUAUGCAUAUUAUUCCUCGUAAAAAAGGCGAUUGGGAGAAUAAUGAUGACAUUUACCAGGAACUUGAGGAUAGCAAAAAGAGUAAAGGUGUAGAUAAUGAGGAAAGAGAGCCCCGUUCAUUAGAAGAAAUGAGUCAAGAAGCAAAAGAGCUUAGAGCAUACUUUCAAUAUGAAUAA